GUUAUAUGUACAUGUUGUGAUAUAACUAACAUCCUUGAGAUUUAGCUUUAUCUCAAGUAUGUUAUUUCAAAAUGUAAAAAAAAAAAUAUGUUAACGUACAUUUGAUGUGUCCGCGAACGUCGACGAAAAUAAUGUGCAGUGUUUUACGCAAGGAAUUUAAAUUGGCUCAUUUUAGCCUGUCGCACCACAGUAGAGAUGACUUUAUUUUUGCUCAGUGGGAAAGGACGCAUGCUGUAUUCCAAGUGUACCGAGUAUCUAUUGCUCUCUACACAUCAGCGUUCAUUCUCUACAUACUUUCAACAGGGAUGAGCAAUGAUAUGGCAUAUCUCACCACGUGGACAUAUCUGGUGCUGACCUUUUAUUUUCUGUUUUCCGCUUUUAACGCAAUCUUUUAUACGUGCAGAGGACACGUGCGCCAUCAGCAUGAAUCGGAGUCAUUGGCGUUUGCAGAAAAUAGAUCCGGUGAACACACAUAUGAUAGUAUCGCACACGAAGAAAUGGCUGACAGUGGCUAUUUGCAGAAAAUCAGCAGAAGUGAAAUAUCACCUACUAUAGAUGCUCAUGACAAUGUUAAAAAUGGACAUAUGCCAAGUUAUCUCAACCAGGAAGGCACCAGCCCAACAAAUCAUGAUGUAAUUACAAUACCAAUGAAAGCAGCAUGGGUUCUUGGAAAUACUUUGCAAGUGUUUGCAAUAAUUGUCAGUCUUGUGUACUUUAUUGUCCUUUAUCCUGCCAUAGGUCACACGAGUUUCUGGGAUAUCAACUUGCAUGGUGUUAACUCGUUUCUUGUCAUAAUUGACACGUGCAUUUCUGCGAGACCAGUCCGUUUGUUUCACUUAAUUCACCCUUACAUUUACGGCGCGUGCUAUGUUAUAUUCAGUGCCAUCUACUGGAGUUUUGAUCACGCGAAUAAUGUAUUAUAUCCGGGUGUACUUGACUGGAACUAUCCCGGAACUACUUUGAUAUGGGUCGCGGCUUUAACACUUGUUGUUGUCCCAUUAUUACAGUUAAUAUAUUUCGGUGCAUACCGUUUAAGAUUGAAUAUUUACCAUCGCUACAAUGCUUAGAUAAACUGAGAACUUUGAAAUAUUUGCUAGGGAUUGGGUAUGCGGAAUAAGGUUGAUGGAGGUUUGGCAAGCGGUUUGUUUGCGGCUGUACUGGACUCACAUUUGUCCCGUUCUUCAGUGUUUUCUUGAAACUUUAUACAAUUAUAGCUGAUAAAUAGAACUACAGCCUUGUUUUGCAUUUUUAUAAAACGUACUUCUUUGUCUACCUUUUGUGAAGUUUAAUAAAUGGAAAUUAACAAACAAACAUUAAUACAGUGAUGAACAGUUACAUUGCCGUAGUCCUGAGAGUUUAUAAUAUGGUGUGUGAAUGGAUGGGUGUGCGGGUAAAAUCAGCAAUCUUAUAUAUAUUUUCCUCAAACAACCGAAAAAACUUCCUCCCUUUGCAGAGGACUACAAUACAUUCUAAGUUAUUUAUCAUUCAUUGACUUAUAUAAUGCUGCAAAUAGAUCUACCUUAACAUAUCUGACAUGUGCAAGAUAUUCAAAAAAACAUCUGACUA
Messenger RNA from Mercenaria mercenaria, 1566 nucleotides. RefSeq lists its product as uncharacterized. Gene Ontology annotation, cellular component: membrane. The record is from RefSeq and is a predicted model, not a curated record. NCBI's taxonomy places the organism in Eukaryota, Metazoa, Mollusca, Bivalvia, Venerida, Veneridae. Bases 105 to 1067 code for a protein of 320 amino acids. The transcript has 3 exons.